UGGGGCCCGGCUUCCUGAAGGGAGGAUGGGCUAAGGCAGGCACACAGUGCCGGAGAAGAUGCCCUCCUGGGCCCUUUUUCUGGUCACCUCCUGCCUGCUCCUGCCUCCUGAAAACCUAGCACAAGUCACCAGCCAAGAUGUCUCCCUGCUGGCCUCGGACUCAGAACCCCUGAACUGUUUCUCCCAAACAUUUGAGGACCUCACAUGCUUCUGGGAUGAAGAAGAGGCGGCUCCCAAUGGGACCUACCAGCUGCUGUACGCCUACCCGGGGGAGAAGCCUCGGGCCUGCCCCCUGAGUUUCCAGAGUGUGCCACCCUCUGGAACCCGAUUCAUAUGCCAGUUUCCAGCCCAGGAGGAAGUGCGCCUCUUCCAUCCACUGCACCUCUGGGUGAAGAACGUGCUCCUGAAUGAGACACUGGCCCAGCGGGUGCUCUUUGUGGACAGAGUGGGCCUGCCAGCUCCCCCUAGUGUCAUCAAGGCCAAGGGCGGGAGCCAGCCAGGCGAACUUCAGAUCAGCUGGGAGGCCCCAGCUCCUGGAUUCAGUGACUUCCUGAGGCACCAACUCCGCUAUGGUCUCAAGGAUUCCAGGAACUCCACUGGUGUCACAGUCAUGCAGCUACUCCCCACAGACACCUGCUGCCCAUCUCUGCAGAGGCCAAACCCAGCCCCAGCUCUGAACCAGCCUCCAUGUGCUCAUCCCACAAUGCCCCAGAGGGAUGGACCAAAGAAGAACUCCCCAGCUAGAGAAGUUUCAUCUCUGACCGCGAUGGAUGGAAGCUGUCUCAUCUCAGGGCUUCAGCCUGGUAACUCCUACUGGCUCCAGCUGCGCAGCCAACCUGAUGAGGUAUCCCUCCUCGGCUCCUGGGGAUCCUGGUCCUUCCCUGUGACUGUUGACCUGCCUGGGGAUGCAGUGGAAAUUGGUCUGCAAUGCUUUACCUUGGACCUGAAGAAUGUUACCUGUCAGUGGCAGCAACAAGACCAUGCUAGCUCCCAAGCUUUCUUCUACCACAGCAGAGCACGGUGCUGCCCCAGAGACAGGGACCCUAUCUGGGAGAAGUGUGAAGAAGAGAAAACAAAUCCAGAAUUACAGAACUUCCCAUUCUCUCGCUGCCACUUCAAGUCACGGAAUGACAGCGCUAUUCACAUCCUCGUGGAGGUGACCACAGCCCAUGGUGCUGUCCACAGCUACCUGGGCUCCCCUUUCUGGAUUCACCAGGCUGUGCUCAUCCCCACCCCAAACCUGCACUGGAGGGAGGUCUCCAGUGGGCAGCUGGAGUUGGAGUGGCAGCACCCAUCAUCCUGGGCAGCCCAAGAGACCUGCUAUCAGCUUCGAUACACAGGAGAAGGCCAUCAGGACUGGAAGAUGGUGGAACCGCCUCUAGGAGCCCGGGGAGGGACUCUGGAGCUGCGCCCACGAUCCCGCUACCGCUUACAACUGCGCGCAAGGCUCAACGGCCCCACCUACCAAGGGCCCUGGAGCGCCUGGUCAGACCCCGCCAGUGUGGAAACAGCAUCCGAGACUGCCUGGAUCUCCUUGGUGACUGUCCUGCUCCUGGUGCUGGGCCUCAGCGCCUUCCUGGGCCUGCUGAUGCUGAGGUGGCAGUUUCCCGAGCACUACAGGAGACUGAGGCACGCCCUGUGGCCCUCACUUCCAGACCUGCACCGGGUCCUCGGCCAGUACCUGAGGGACACUGCAGCCCUGAGCCCGCCUAAGGCCACAGUCUCAGACAUCUAUGAAGAAGUGGAACCCAGCCUCCUUGAAAUCCUACCCAAGUCCUCAGAAAAGACUCCCUUGCCCCUAUGUUCCUCCCAGGCCCAGGUGGAUUACCGAGGAUUGCAGCCUUCUUGCCUGGGGACCCUGUCUGUGUGCCCACCCAUGGUCGAGCCAGGGUCCUGCUGUACUACUCACAUUGCCAACCAUUCCUACCUACCACUAAGUUGUUGGCAACAGCCCUGAAGGCCCUUGCUGUCUAGUCCCUGGACAGAUCCAAACCCUCUAGCUCUCUCUCCUAAUCAUCCUACCCUAGUCACCAACACACCUCAGACUCGUGCCCAUUCCUCUCUGCCUACCCUUAUAGCUGGGCUCCAUAGCGCUGAUCCUGCCAUUCUGCUGACACAAAUCCAGUACCUUUCUCCACAGGCAGCUCAUUUGACUAAGUCCCUCUAAGCUCACCUUCCUUCUCCCUCCUGUUCAAUGCCAAACUCCUUGAAAAGUCUGAACUUCCCCCACUUGCCACUGCUCUUCAGACCACUUCAACUUGUUCCUCUACUGCCAUUCUACUAAUGAAACUGCCCCGGCAAAAUUCACCUCAAAUCUUCUCAAUACACAAUCCAAAAGGAUUUUGUCCAUCACCAACUUAUUUGACUUCUGUGGCAUUUGUCAUGAUUAACUACUCAUUUCUCCUAAGUUUUCUUUUCCCUUGGCUUCCACACCUUUACCUUCUUUCCUGGCUCUGCUCUUGCCUCUGUAAGAAUACCAGCCAAGAGGGUAAACUGUGGAGUCACCUAAUGAAUAUGCAACCUUGGACAAAUAACUUGAGGUCCGUGAGCAGUUUUCUCAUCUAUAAAACAAGGAUAAUAACAGUAUUCCCAUUGAAUGGUGAAGAGGAUGAAGUGAGGUAACCUAAGUAAAACACAGUGCUUAGGACAUGAAAAAUGCUUAACGUAUGUGAACUACUAUUGCAACAAUUCCUUCCUAACCUGUUAUUCUGACAUUUCUUCCACUCCAUAAUUAUUGCAGUCCCGUAAGAUUCCAUUCUUAAGUCUCCAAUCCCACCUGUUCCCAUUGCCUUAAAUAUUAAUAGAUGGUGACGAUUCCCAAGUUCCUCUCUUCAACUCGAACACCUGCGAUGCUUUAUGCAAUCACUUUACAUAUCUGUCUCCCAUUUCUAGAUUGUGAGCUCCUUGAGGGCAAGGGUGGUGAUUUAUUUGUCCCUUUCCCCAGCACCUAGAGUAGUGCUUGGUGCAGAAUAGUAGCCCUUCAAUAAAUGUUUUCUAAAUGAA
Messenger RNA from Tupaia belangeri chinensis (Chinese tree shrew), 3003 nucleotides. It is a transcript of the gene MPL, whose product is annotated as MPL proto-oncogene, thrombopoietin receptor. Gene Ontology annotation, molecular function: protein binding; cytokine receptor activity. The transcript is spliced from 12 exons. Bases 59 to 1957 code for a protein of 632 amino acids. The record is from RefSeq and is a predicted model, not a curated record. Gene Ontology annotation, cellular component: membrane; external side of plasma membrane. NCBI's taxonomy places the organism in Eukaryota, Metazoa, Chordata, Mammalia, Scandentia, Tupaiidae. Gene Ontology annotation, biological process: cytokine-mediated signaling pathway.